Molecule: messenger RNA, 8967 nt
Organism: Rhinocladiella mackenziei CBS 650.93
Lineage: Eukaryota; Fungi; Ascomycota; Eurotiomycetes; Chaetothyriales; Herpotrichiellaceae
Exons: 1
Coding region: 1-8967 (2988 amino acids)
Source: RefSeq, a predicted model, not a curated record
AUGCCUCUUGUCAAUACUACCUCUGUCGCAGCCGGCCUCCUCCUGCUUUAUCUGUCCUCCUUCGUUCUGCUCGCGAUUCUACGGUUCGUAACUGGGAUAUCAAUCCAGCGCAUUGGUUAUUUCAGCUUGAGGCACAUAUCAUAUACUCCAAGAGAAGGGCUAAGAAUAGAUCUGCGUGGGCUUGGUCUAAGUCUCCAUAGACCUACCUUUGCGCAGCCAACAUGGAUCAGCCUUGUGUUCCAAGAGUUGAAGAUCACUUUCGACCCCGCGGCGUUCGAAAAUAUACCGGCCAAGUCGAAUCCAUCCAAAGAUGCACAAGGGGCUCGCGAGCCUCCACGCAGACAUGGCGUGUAUCGCUUGGGCGGGAGAAGCCAGCUGUGGAAGAAGCUGACCAAUAUCAAAGAACGCAUUAAACGCAUACAUCGCAAAGUAUAUAUCUUGCGCAUGUUCGACAUCAGCGCUUUCAACACCAGCGUCGAGAUCGUGGAUGUUGGGUAUGUUCAGGUUUCAACCUUCACGGGAGCUGUUUAUACAAGACGGAAGCUGCUUGACCGCGGUCGAUUAUUCCGACACAAAAAGGAUCCAUUGGGAGAGCAGAAACCGGCCGAAUGGGUCUUCGCGGUGAAGAGUAUCUUAAUGGGCGUGGGCGGUCGUGAUCCCAUCGAGAUCCUGGACGCAAUGACGAUCAACGUGCAUGGACUGCUGUACAAGGAGCGCGAAGGCCUUCGAGAUACUUCUAUCGCGAUCAAAGCGGGCCGUCUUUACGUUCCAGUCGAUGAGAUUAUGCACUUCUCGAAUCGAGGCAAAAAGAUAGCAAAGGUGCGACAAGAAACUCAACCUUUAAGCCCCGUCCCGGAAGUCUCGCCAGAGGAUGUGGUGGAAGAAUUCGACAGUCCCGGAAGUCGUGAAGCAUCUAUCGUGCAGACUGUGGCAGACUCCAAAGAAUUCUUCAGCUCGACACUCCAAAGCGUUCAAGAAAUCCAAGUCGGAUUGAGUUUCGUGCGGAUAUCGAAAGAGGUUGAGUCUCUGAGACAGGCCAAUCUCCCUUUGACGGCAAACGUGGUCAUUCAUGAAAUCGGCACCGAUCUACAUCGGCUUGACCAGAACUCGCCCGCCCAUCGCAUGUAUUUCGGAAAGGAGGAUAUCGCUCAUCAAGCUUUAGUCGCUGCCGUGUCCAUCUCCGUUAGUUUGGACGAGGAUGAUGCCCAAACAAACAAGAUUAUGUAUAUCCCGAUGGCUACAAUCACGAUCAGGACAACCUUGCCAGCGAAAACAAUGAGCUUCACCCAAGACCGGGACGUCGCCGAAAGAAAUACAAAUAUUUUGUUUGCGAAUCUGGUUGUCACGUCACCCUCCCUCGACUUGGUCCCACAACAUCUAAUCAGACUCCUGGCUCUUACUCAACCCCACAAACCUCCAUCUCCAAAUCUUCCCACGAAUCGGCAUCGUUUGAUUUCGAGACUACUUCCAAAAGCGAGCAUUAAGAUGUCCGUCCACGAGCCCGUUGUCAGGUUUGUAUUGCCGGUCGCCAACCCUGCUCAUGCGGCCCCUGGCGAAUAUGACAUGAUCAUAUCCUCAAUUUCCUCCAUUUCGCUAGACGUGGAAUCAUCUCAUUCCGCAGGCGGCGAGCUUCUUUACUCUUUGGGCUCAAAAUUUCGUGUUAUGUCUCAUCGCCUCUAUUAUCAAGCUUCCACGGGCAUCAAGCACAACCUGCUCAUCACCGAAGCCCUGGAACUCAAGAUUCAUGUCGCCGCCUCCACCGAAAUAUUUGUCACCGUCUCUGGAAAUCUGCGCACUUUCUCUAUCCUCAUGGUCCGGGAGGAAGUAAGCAAAGCAAUCUAUAACAUAGUGCGGCACUUCAAACAUCACGGCCCGGCAGACAGAGUCGGCGGGCCCAAACCUACUCCAGCCGCUUUCCUCAGGAAGCUACCGUCUUGGCUUCUCGAGGCCAACUUCGAGGGCUCUGGUUGCAGCAUCGAGACCGCUGGUGUGGAUUCUAGUAUAUCAGGCCAAACGCGAGGGGUUGCGCUAGAGCUUCAAUCUUGGACGGCGCAUUAUACAUCGUCACAAGCCGAAUCGUCGCGAAAGCCCCUGACUCGGAGAAAGACCAGCACUUCAGUCCGUUACGACGAAACAUUUCCGGGCAAUCAUAUCUCACCUCCCACAUCGCCGCCAAGGCGUCAUCACAGUGACCCAACAGACGGUCGCCGGCUCGCUUUCCAUGUCAAGGGGUUUGAAGGCUUCGUUAUUGAAUCUCUCGAAAGCUGGGAGCCGAAGCCAUUUAUGUCCGUCCCAAGAUUUGAAACUGCUUUCAGCACAUCUAGGGAUCAGCAAGGACCAAUCUUCCAUAUUCACUCCGCAAUUCGCGCUGUCUAUUUGGAUUUCUCCCUAUACCGAUUCUAUUCGAUCGGAGUUGCUGGGUCGGUUGUCAAAGACGCCUUCUUGGGACCUGUCUCUGCAAAGCGAGAUCACAAGCCUCAUUCAACUGCGGUUUCUCCCGAGGAUGACAGGAGCCAUAUGCACACAACCCCCCCUCAAGGAGGCGUGGAACUUUUUGCCAUUGACGUCAAGGCUCAUUAUGUCCAUAUCAAAGCCCAGAUGCCACGUGAUCCACCAAUGCUCCUGCAAAUCUAUGAACUUUCCUCUGGUCGGCACCGGUGGUCCGCACCAUUUCUCCGAGCUGAACUUCUUCGCCUGCAUACCGAAGCUCCACACCUGAAGCGGGUGUGGGCAAGACUUGUUAGCACUAACAGUAUCCGUGUUGACCUGCGCCAGAACAAGAAAAGGUCUCAACAUGGCACGGUGGAGGAGAAGUCGAUUGAUGUAACCACAGAUUUCAUCCGUUUGGCAGUUCCUCAUGGCUUGCAGAUGUACAAAGUCUUCGACAAUUUCAUCAACAUGGGCAAAGCAAUGGUACAAUUGCAUCAUCGAUUCAAAACUCGAACAAAUGAAUACAUUUUGAGGAAAGAUCCCGUUGUUCCCAAAAAGGUUCCCCGGAUUUCACUUCGAUCCAAGGCACUUUGCUUCGAGCUCGAAGAUGAUCCGUUUGAAUGGAAACUGGGCGUCAUUUACCGCGUUGGUCGCAUUGAACAAAAACAACGUCUUGCACGUGAAGAUGCGUUCCGUUUGAAAGUCAAACGAACGAAUGAUGAGCGGCGGCCACGAUCACUUUCUCGAUUUCGAGCGCAUUCCAGCCGUCGAGCCUCUCCAAACACUACUCCCGAGCAUCAUCCCAGGAGAUCAGGAAGUCUCGAUAAUACGCCGAGAAGAAGAUCCCAUUCUAGGGGACGACGAGGGAGAGAACAAAUUCGCUAUGAUCGGGAAGGAGUCUGUGCGUUGACGAGCAGCGCCAAAAUACAAAACAAAGAAGCAUGGGACAAGCUCCAAGUGCAUAAUGCGAGGAGCUGGAAAAAACGAAUCGAUUGGAUGCUUCGACUGCAAAACAACACGAUUAAAAAUAUUCGGCAGAUGUUUACAGGAGCUGACGAACCACCUGACGAUAAUGAUGAGCAAGAAACCAUUCUUGCUAUACCGAGCCGUCCUGGGUUGAUGACUGUGAUUGUCAGUGAUUUGCACCUUCUCAUCGAUAAGCCGUCGUUUCCACAGUCUGAUUUACCCAAGUUCCUCCACGACAUUGGAAAAGGGUUGCCUUUCGACACGAAGUACGCAGUUCUCAUUCCGGUCAGCGUUAGUCUUGAUAUGGGCGAGGCUCGCAUCAUGCUUCGAGAUUAUCCACUGAGCCUGCUUCAUAUCCCUGCCAUUCGUCCUGGUCAACCACCUCGACUCCCAAGUUGGUCUCUGAAAACGGACUUUGUGAUUGCAGAAGAAUUCCGAGAUGACGAAUCCAUGCGGCAUAUUAAGGUCGAGAUAGUUCCUAGAGGCCAGCACGGACAAACCGGGGAAGAAAUUCCAGGUUUUGCCAUCGAUGUCAGAAGGACGGUGGCCCCGGUCAAGACCUACUCGAGGCCUGUAAUUGAUAUCAACACGAGUCUGCCAACUACGAUCUCCUGGGGUACCUCAUAUCAGCCUGUGAUACAAGAUAUGAUGAUGAUCAUUGAAGGCUUUACGAAACCUGUAGUAGAUCCGUCUGAAAGAGUUGGUUUCUGGGACAAGAUCCGGCUGAGCUUUCACUCACGUCUGACCGUCAAUUGGAAGGGCGACGGAGAUGUCCAACUACGGCUCAAGGGCUCUAGGGACCCUUAUGUCGUAACAGGCUACGGGGCUGGAUUUGUCAUGUGUUGGCGGAAUGAUGUACAAUGGUCGAUACAUCACGUCGACGAUCCACGCAAAUUCAUGACUGUAAGAAGUGGUGAAUAUGUACUGGCUAUCCCGGAUUACAGUCACGAAGCUCGCAACUCUUCCGAGCAGAAAGCGGGACAUGAUUCGGACAGUGUGAGCACCAGCAGCACGCAAAAGAACGCGGCGAUCUUCAAGAAAGUCAUUAUGAAAGUCUCCGGGAACGUUCAAUGGACUGCUGGACUGGUAUUCGAACGGGAUCUAGGAAAUGGUGGCCGGUCGUCCAUUUUCAAAAAUCACUACGACGUGAUUCUGAAGAAUCCGACCCAGACGCAUAAUGUUGACUGGAGUACAUACGAUGCGUUCCACGGCUUCCGAAGCCAUCAUAUCCAUCUCUCGAUUGCGGUGGCUGCACCAUUUGAUAGAGAUUGGACAGGUUGCGAUCCGAAUCUGUCUGGGAGCUAUAACAGCAUACAUCUGAGCCCAAGAUUCUUCUCCCAUUUUUUCAACUGGUGGUCAAACUUUUCUGGGGUGAUGUCCCUCCCAAUUCGACAAGGCCCAUUGUGGAGUGGGCCAGAAAAAUCAAGCAAGAAGUUUGGUCGACAUCUUGCGACGAUAAAAUACAGCCUUUUAUUGUCUCCCCUUUUCAUUGCCCACGUCUACAAGCACAAGGAUGCGGAAGAUUACCAGGAAGAUAUCGUCUCUGCAACUGGGUUGAAGAUCAAGAUCGACAGCUUUAUGCUUGAUCUCCAUCAACGGCGGGAGUAUUUCGAUACCCUUUCAAAGGGCGUAUCAAAGAAGCAAAUGAGAACAAGUGGCAUGAAAAUCAACAAAGCCGAGCUUGACUUUGUAAAGGCAGACUUGAGAGCUGUCGCUGCAAGUAUAGCUGGUACCACCGCCGAAGACCUUCAGAAAGCAACUGAUGAGAUGUUAUCCUCGUUCCAGGAAGUCUCCACGAAUAUUGACAUGUCCCAAUUUACCAUCCCGGAUCACGAUUUCACUUGGAUUGACAUGGACGACUUUGUGGAAUUAGACUGGGUGCUGCCAUCGGAGUCCAAUCCCGAAACCAAAAUUCUGCCUCUAGCGUUUACACCGCGCUUCACCUACUUCCGACAGACGGAUCAUGGAGGUGGUAUUCAAGGAGAUCCAUCUCGUACAAGCCCCUUUGGUGACGAGGACACUCAUUUUUGUGUGAUGUCCCGCCACAAUGAUCCCCGCAAGGUCCAAAUGAAUUUGAUCGAAACCAGACUCAAAGAUCUUGAAGACCGGCUCCAAGUUCAUGUGCGGUUGAUGGGUGAACAUGAACUCCGAGUGGUUCGUGAUGGUGAUCAUGACCAAGCCAUCAAGGACAAGCAUGAUACUCUCCUGGCACAACAAAAGGAGUUGGAGAGUAAACGACGAUUUUUGCAACAUGGACUGCGUCGUCUCACUGGCCAUGCGAACCCAGGAGAAGCUCACGAGCAUGAUCACCCUCAUCGCCACGGUAGCACACCGACAUUAACAACCGAACUGGACAGCCAAGCCACUGGAACUCCUCAAGUUGACAUGGACGGAUUAUACACGGCUGGUCGUGACGAGUUUGCAAGCGACUUCAACAACCGCUUCAUUAUCCACAAUGUUCAAUUAAAAUGGAACAAUUCGCUCAGGAAUGUUAUACUUCGCUAUAGCCAUCAAGUAGGUCAACGUCGAGGUUUCGUAUAUUACAUGUCUCGACGUGCCGUCAAGUUUAUCCUCGACAUCGUGGAUGAACAGGCAAAGGCGAAGGAAGAACGCCGCAAGCAGGAACGAAAGCAAGAUGCCCCAAUGCCUCCCACACCGAGUGUCAUCUCCCCAAGUGAGGAGAAGGACGAGGACUCGGUGAUUGAGGAUCGGAUUACACAGCUCCUGAAUGAUGCCAAACGAUUCGUCCAUGUGGGGGAUGAGAUUGAAGAGGAUUCUCCCACGGCUGAUGCCGGUGAUGCUGUGUCCGAACGAAGACCCUCUACAAUUGACCUUGGGGAUAAGAUUGCGGAAAACUUCCAAGCCAUGAACAGCUAUCACCUUCGUCUGAUCGCUCCACAAAUCCAGCUACAGAGUGAGAAGAACACCAAGUCUAUUGUGCUCAUAUCAGCGAAAGGUAUGCAACUCAAAGUUGUUUCCAUUAUGGAUAAGGCUCGGAUGUCAGAUGACGUUAGUGGACUGGUGCAACGUCGCUUUGCCCUCGACAUGGAUGGGGCGCAAUUUUUCGUGGCGAGCCAAAAGACUCUUGCCAAAUAUCUCCAUCUCUAUUCGGGCAACAGAUAUGGCAAUACUCCCGGAUCAUCAUGGCCCCCUUGGGUCUCUCUUGAGGCCAUGUUUGACUUCCACCUGGAACCGUUCGGUUUUCGACGAGUGAUUCAAAAGACAUCGGCAAGUCUUCGGUACGAAAAAUACAAUCCACUCCGUCUCAAGUACAACGAAGAAGUGGAGAGCAAGGAAAAUGGCGGCCAAGCAACACACGCAUCACGGAAGGAGAACCGUAUGGAUCAUCUGUAUGUUGACUUUCCGAGAGUUCGUGCUCGAUGUGAUUCGGCGCAAUAUUACGCAAUGUACAUCAUUGUGUUGGACCUGCUCCUCUACAGUGAACCAUUGGAAAAGACCAGGAGUGAAAGACUCGAAAAGAUUAUGCUUGCGUCCGAUUUCAGCGAUCUGAGAGGUGCCCCUGAAAUGGCCGAGAGAUUACAAGAACGGAUCCGACAACUGGAAGACAUCAAACUUCAUUUCCAAAUCAAUGCUAAAUACCUGGACAAGCAAGGUUGGCAAGAUCGGAUUAAUCUGGAGAAGGAUAUUGCGAGCUGCGAAGACGAGCUUUUCUUCAUCAUGAAAGCGAUCAAUACUUCCCAGCAAAAGAACGACGAUCGAAAGGCCUCUCAAUCCAGCGGUCUGUUGCGAUGGUACCUCAGUGCCUCUGAAAUUGUAUGGCACCUGAUGCGCGACAGAGACGAACCACUGACUGAAUUCCAACUCGGUAAUGCUGCAUACGAGCGGAUUGAUAAUAUUGAUGGAUCUAAUCAUAAUGCCUUGGAAAUUGAACAUAUCAGAGGCUGGAAUCUUCUUCCAAACGCACUCUACCCGGAAAUCAUUGGACCUUACUAUGAAUCAGGCGACCGGCGGCCCAGCGUCAUGGAAAUGCAGAAAAUGGUGCAAGUCCAUUGGUACAUGCUCGAAGCAAUUGCUGGAAUCCCUGUCCUUGAAGAAUUUCAUGUUACAGUGUUUCCAUUAAAGGUCCAGCUGGAGCGCGAGCUCGGCAAAAAGCUGUUUGAGUAUAUUUUCCCUGGUGUUGGAUCGAAUGCAUUCGAAAACGGAAAUUUCUCACCUUUGAUGGUUAAGAACAUGGAACCUCUCGACGAUGGUGGUGACCAAGAAUUAGAGGAAGCCCGAAGCGCUUUGAUGUCCGAACAAGAUCUUCGUCCUCCAAGCUCCGAGUCUAGUCGUGGAACUUCGCCAGGUGCAGUGGCCCGGAGAUUAAAGCCGACAUAUCGUCUGACGUACGAUGAAAAACACAGUCCAUCCACUUCAUCACAUGGCAAAUCAAGGGGUUUGGGUAUUUCGUCCGACCAUCACAACAAGUUGUUCAAACAUUUCAACAAUUCAAAUCCACGAUCUGCUCUGAAGGAACCGACUCGUAAAGGAUCUGCAGGCAGUUUAAGGUCAAAGAAAAAUGAAGCAUCUUCCACCAGCCUUGUGGCUUUGAGCAAUUCCGAAGAGAAGAAACGCAAUAUAAUGUAUCGAACAUCAAGCAAAGAUCGCAGCUUGGGAAGCAAGAAAGACAAGAACAAACCGUCGGACGAUUUGUCGCAAAUGAUGUCUAGAGCGUCCAAUUACAUGACGCUAGCCCAUGUCAAGCUCAACAGCUUCGUUAUUUGCCUCAGUUACAAGGGCAAGAGUGAUCGGAAUUUCGAAGACCUUCACGACUUUGUCUUCCGCAUGCCGACGUUGGAAUACCGGAACAAAACUUGGUCAAACCUAGAACUCGCAUUACGGCUGAAAAAAGACGUCAUUCGAGCUCUCAUCUCUCACACAGGUGCCAUCAUCGGCAAUAAAUUCUCCCAUCACCGCCCAAACAAGAAACAAGUCGAACGGCUCAAGGAGAUUGCACAUUCCUCCACCAUUGCCAAUUCAGACAUCAAUCUCCAACUGUCAGGAACCUCAGAGACGACGAGUCUGUACAGUUUCUCGCAAGACGGCAGAGACGACGACUUUGAAUCCUCAGGCAUCUCGUUCCAAUCUCCAUCAGGCACAAAUGGACAUAAGAACGGCGUUCUUGGACCCUCUCCCCUUCUGCGUAGUGGGUCCUGGACUUCGAGCGUCAAUCUCUCCAUCACAUCUGGAUUCGCCACUCCUCGCAACAUGCCCCCCCCCGGCGCCGUCGCCGCCAGCAGCAAUUCGUUAAUUGUUCCGCCUCGACCGAGCACGGCCAGUCCACACGGUCCGCGAAGUUUACUGAAGGACGCUAUCGGCCGGCAUUUCUCGGGCGACACAGUCAAGGGACGCGUGCAUAUUGGCGGAUUGGGUCUAGGCAGGAGUGAAACUCACCGGGAGAGUCGAGACAGUUCCCACCGCGACAAGGACAAAGAUACGAACCAUUAUCUACAUCCCAAUCAGCAUCAGAAUCAACAUCAACAUGAUGAUGGCGCUGAGAGUGAUCCUGAAAGUCAUCGACGGAAGAGCGUUUUACUGCUGGGCAAGAAAGUUCUCCACCGACUGAGCUGA